CAUAUCUGCAAACUGAACUACCCAAGAGUUGGAAGAUUCCUAAGUUCACAAAGUUUGCAUAUAAUAUAACACUAAAACUUCAAAUUAUAGGGCUGCGCGUCCCGUCUUGAGUCUUGUGUGCUUGAGAUGGAGAAAUCUCAAUCUCAACUCAAGUGGCAGCGCUAGUAGGAUACUCAAUGGUCGAGGACAGUGAUAAUCAGCAUUGAACAAACGAUCCCGACAGUAAAUUGAGAUUUACGGUUCAAACCUUAGUUUGAUUCCUUGUUGCAACAAAUUUGAUUUCAUCACAUGAAACAAAUGAACGUAUGCUCAAAGUUUUCCUCUUUCCUCCCCAAUCCCAAAAACCCUUUACCUUCCUUCAAAUUUACAUCCUUCUUUUCAACCACUCCACAAAACCCAACACCAUACAUUCUCACCAAAUGCAUUGCUCUCUUACAAUACUGUGCCUCUUCCAAACACAAACUAAAACAAAUCCAUGCAUUUUCCAUAAGACACAAUGUCCCACUCAACAACCCCGACAUGGGAAAGUACCUUAUUUUCACUAUUGUUUCACUCUCCGCACCCAUGUCUUACGCCCACAACGUUUUCACCAUGUUGCAUAACCCAAACGUGUUUGCUUGGAACACCAUGAUUAGGGGUUACGCUGAAAGUGAUAACUCAACUCCUGCACUUCCAUUUUACCGUAAAAUGUUGGUUUCGUGCGUUGAACCUGAUACUCACACUUACCCUUUUCUUCUUAAGGCUAUUUCCAAGUCAUUGAAUAUUAGAGAAGGGGAAAUGAUUCAUUCGGUCACAGUAAGAAAUGGGUUUGAGUCGUUGAUUUUUGUUAGGAAUAGUUUGCUUCAUAUAUACGCUGCUUGUGGUGACACUGAAAGUGCACACAAGGUGUUUGUGUCAAUGGAUCAAAGAGAUUUAGUUGCUUGGAAUUCUGUCAUUAAUGGGUUUGCUCUCAAUGGAAGGCCUAAUGAAGCUUUGACUUUGUUUAGAGAAAUGAGUUUGGAAGGCGUGGAGCCGGAUGGGUUCACUGUGGUUAGUUUGCUGUCUGCUUGUGCUGAGCUUGGAGCUCUAGAAUUAGGACGUAGGGUUCAUGUGUAUUUGUUGAAGGUUGGAUUGACACAGAAUAUGCAUGUGAAUAAUUCAUUGUUGGACUUUUAUGCGAAAUGUGGGAGCAUAAGAGAGGCACAACAAGUGUUUAGUGAAAUGAGUGAGAGAAAUGUGGUUUCCUGGACUUCUUUGAUUGUUGGUUUGGCUGUUAAUGGGUUUGGUGAGGAAGCACUUGGGCUUUUCAAAGAAAUGGAGAGACAAGAGCUUGUACCUGGUGAGAUAACUUUUGUUGGUGUCUUAUAUGCUUGCAGCCAUUGUGGGAUGUUGGAUGAGGGGUUCAAUUAUUUUAGAAGGAUGAAAGAGGAAUAUGGUAUAAUGCCAAGGAUAGAACAUUAUGGUUGUAUGGUGGAUCUAUUGAGUAGGGCUGGUUUAGUGAAACGAGCUUAUGAAUAUAUUCAGAAUAUGCCAAUGCAGCCAAAUGCUGUUAUUUGGAGGACCUUGUUAGGGGCAUGUACAAUACAUGGAGAUUUGGGAUUGGGAGAGAUAGCAAGAUCCCACCUCUUGAAGUUAGAGCCUAAACACAGCGGGGAUUAUGUGCUUCUCUCAAAUCUUUAUGCCUCUGAACGUCGUUGGUCUGAUGUCCAGACAGUGAGGAGGUCAAUGAUAGAGGACGGAGUUUGGAAAACGCCUGGCUAUAGUCUCGUUGAAUUGGGAAACCGGGUUUUUGAAUUUACCAUGGGAGAUAGGUCUCAUCCCCGGAGUCAGGAUGUGUAUGCACUGCUAGAGAAGAUCACAGAAUUGUUGAAGUUAGAAGGUUAUGUGCCUCACACCGCAAAUGUGCUUGCGGACAUAGAGGAAGAGGAGAAGGAACAGGCUCUCUCUUAUCACAGUGAAAAAGUUGCAAUUGCUUUUAUGCUCUUGAAUACGGCACCAGGGACUCCAAUCAGGGUCGUGAAGAAUUUAAGAGUCUGCGCAGAUUGUCAUAUGGCCAUCAAACUCAUAUCAAAGGUUUAUGAUAGAGAGAUUGUUAUCAGGGAUCGUAGUCGGUUUCACCAUUUUAGAGGUGGUUUUUGUUCCUGUAAAGACUACUGGUAAUGACAUCUUGUGAGUACAAUGCUGUAUUGUUUUUGAGGUAAGACUUGGUGAUUAGAUAGGCAGUGAGACAUGGCUGAAGAUUUUGCUAACUUGCAGUCAUUCUCGGUAAAUACUUUUUACUGUAGGAAAGCCCCUUUCUCCUCCCAUGAAUAAAUUGCUUAACCUCAAAUGAUGUUACAUGUCACAUUCAAACAUUAAUUUAUGCUUCAGUAGUAAUGACAUGUGUCACAUACCAUUUAUUUGGAAGAAAAAAAAAAGGAUAUUCGCAGAGCUGACACUUGUAUCAUUUCAAAUACUUGAGCAGUAUAUUCCUUCAAGUUUCUAUUGUUGUUUCACUUUUUAGAAUGAGCCAAGGUGCAAGAAAUCACGGCCUUGAAUUUCAUUUUGGUGAAACGAAAAAUGCUAAAACACUUUUCCUGGAUUGCUUUUAUCACGGGCUUCCGUGUAGGUGGUCUACAAGAGACCAAAAAUAAUGCAAUUUUUUAUCAUUUGAACUUGUCAAUUUUCCGUUCUUUCCCUCAUUUUUGGUACAACCACAGUACAGAGGCAGCCGUGCACCACCUCCACAGCUUCAUGAGGAAAGCAUAAGUGGAAGAAAAAAAUCAAAAGAGGAAGGAAUUUGAUGACUUGAAGGCACAUUGUUAUAAUUCAAAUUCAAGAUGUCUAGUUACCUGUAUGAUCAAAAGUUAUGAGAAAUGAAGACAUAAAAGGUAAAUUGAUGCUUCAUUGAGUUGAGGUGCUUGAUCCCAGUUGCCUAGAUUGACCGCUUGAAGAGUCUAUUUGUUCUGGUGGGUUGGUAAGUGUUGUGAGUUGAGAAAGCAUGCUACUUUGAAUAAUCAAGAAUUGAUUCAGUAAAUUUGGUUUUAACAUGAUUGAUUGCUCUUAAGUGAAAUUGAUUUUGUUUCUAGAAAUAUCAUAACUUGGAGUUAUGAUUUGUAAUUUUGUAGUCUAAAUGUGAUUUUUAUAUUCAAACUAGUAAUAAACCCGUGCGUUGACACGGGUUCUGGUACGGAACGCGCAUUUAUUUUAGAUGUAUACUUUUUAAUAGAGAAAUGUUUGGUUAUCCGUGAAAAAAUAAUACU
This is a messenger RNA of Vicia villosa (hairy vetch), 3221 nucleotides long. Its product is annotated as pentatricopeptide repeat-containing protein At4g21065-like. Bases 289 to 2139 code for a protein of 616 amino acids. The transcript has a single exon. The record is from RefSeq and is a predicted model, not a curated record. Lineage: Eukaryota; Viridiplantae; Streptophyta; Magnoliopsida; Fabales; Fabaceae. Gene Ontology annotation, molecular function: RNA binding; zinc ion binding; protein binding. Gene Ontology annotation, biological process: RNA modification.